CGACAACCAAGCCAUGGCACAGCACAAGCCAGAAGCAAAACCAGCUACAUCGAUCCAUCCGUGUGCCACAGACCACAGCUACUAGCUAGCCGCCAGCACUCCUCUUCUCCGAACGACGACGACCGGCCGACCGGCCACCUAUACUAGUUCACCCACCCUACGUACGUGCACCUCCGAUGGCGACCACGGUGAUGGCCACCACGACCGCGAGCUCCCUCGCCUUCUUCGGCCCCGGCGCGCGCGCCAGCGCCGGCAGCUUCCCCAGUACCACUACCACCCAUCUUCCCGCGGCGGCCGGGCGUGUCGUCGCGCCGCGCCGCCGCGCGCUGCUCGUCAGGGCCGCCCAGCAGACCGAGGACGGUAAGCCCGCGGCUGCUGCUCCUGCUCCGAAGGCGCCGGGGCUCUGGGACGCGCUGGCGUUCAGCGGGCCGGCGCCGGAGCGGAUCAACGGGCGGCUGGCGAUGGUGGGCUUCGUGUCGGCGCUCGCCGUCGAGGCGACACGCGGCGACGGCCUCCUCUCGCAGGCCGGGAACGGCGCGGGGCUCGCCUGGUUCGCGUACACCGCCGUCGUCCUCUCCGCCGCGUCGCUGGCGCCGGUGCUCCAGGGGGAGAGCGCCGAGAGCAGGAGCGGCGGGUUCAUGACCGCCGACGCUGAGCUCUGGAACGGCCGACUCGCCAUGCUAGGGCUCGUCGCGCUCGCCGUCACCGAGUAUCUUACCGGCGCGCCCUUCGUCAACGUGUAGAUAAGCCGCCCGUACAGUUGUAGUAGUACGUUUGUAAAAGGAACUAGUGUACGCGUAUGUAUAUGUAUACAACUAUAUAUACAUGCAUGCAAUUACAGUAGCUUGGAAAUUACUACUGUAUUUUGUAGGAGUCUCUGAAAAGAUAUAUUAAGAGCGGAUACUUGCAGACUUGAGACUUGCAACACUCGUUUGACAAA
Molecule: messenger RNA, 940 nt
Organism: Sorghum bicolor (sorghum)
Lineage: Eukaryota; Viridiplantae; Streptophyta; Magnoliopsida; Poales; Poaceae
Product: low molecular mass early light-inducible protein HV90, chloroplastic
Exons: 1
Coding region: 177-743 (188 amino acids)
Source: RefSeq, a predicted model, not a curated record